ACUCGUUAACACUGAGCGCACAUCUGGCGCCCCCAUGUGGAGCUGCUCAGUCAUUACACCCUGCUCCGUCGCAGUAAUAGCACGCAGAGUGAUACGUCAUCAACGCCAGACGCACAACUACAAGAAAGCAACAGCAAUAAUGCUCUUCUACUCGUUCUUCAAGUCUCUGGUGGGGAAGGAUGUGGUGGUGGAGCUCAAAAACGACCUGAGCAUCUGCGGAACACUUCAUUCUGUUGACCAGUACCUGAAUAUUAAACUCACAGACAUCAGCGUCACUGAUCCAGAGAAAUAUCCACACAUGCUGUCUGUGAAAAACUGUUUCAUCCGUGGAUCUGUGGUCCGGUACGUUCAGCUGCCUGCAGAUGAAGUGGACACGCAGCUCCUGCAGGACGCUGCACGGAAAGAAGCGAUGCAGCAGAAGCAAUGAUCCACCUGAAGGAUGGGGGGGGGGGGGGGGAGGUUGUGACAGUGAAAAAUGAGUAGUUUUGAGUUAAGUUCAUUUAAAGAUGAUACGGUUUGUGCAGCUCUUGUAAUUAAGCAGCAUUGGUCAUGUUCCUGUACUUUCACAGAGAACUUAAUUGCAUUCCUGACAUUAGAGAUCAAUAAUUUGCAAAACAGUAAUUAUUGAAAUGAUCUUCACCUCACAGGCCAUAGAGGAGGCCUCAUUUGAUACUGUCUUUUGUUUAGUUUAAAAGAAAUCUAACUAAAUUCAAUUUUGAGCCCAUUAGAGGUAAAGAUCUGUUGUUGCUUACCUUUAAACAUUAUUAUGACUUUGUUUUUUGUUUUUUAUGCUACAAAAUAAAAGGCUAUUUUAUUUACUAGUUGAUCAUGUUAUUGUCAUUUAUAGGGAUGUUUUUGUAAUUUUUCAGUUUAAAGUGUUUUUAGAUUUUAACUUUGGCCUUUAAAGUUAUUAUUGGAGAAACUGAAAAGAAAACUUUAUUGCCAUGAAUUGUGAUCAUGGAAGAAAGUAUUUUUUGUAAAUGACCGCAUUUAUGGGAAAUAAAAGCCCAGUCUGCUCUGA
Messenger RNA from Sebastes umbrosus (honeycomb rockfish), 1021 nucleotides. RefSeq names its product smx5 (gene lsm2). Gene Ontology annotation, molecular function: RNA binding. The record is from RefSeq and is a predicted model, not a curated record. Gene Ontology annotation, cellular component: catalytic step 2 spliceosome; Lsm1-7-Pat1 complex; U6 snRNP. The transcript has 5 exons. Lineage: Eukaryota; Metazoa; Chordata; Actinopteri; Perciformes; Sebastidae. Gene Ontology annotation, biological process: mRNA splicing, via spliceosome. Bases 35 to 427 code for a protein of 130 amino acids.